Messenger RNA from Aspergillus heteromorphus CBS 117.55, 228 nucleotides. RefSeq names its product CDC26 family anaphase-promoting complex subunit. Gene Ontology annotation, biological process: anaphase-promoting complex-dependent catabolic process. The annotation marks the transcript as partial. The transcript has a single exon. The record is from RefSeq and is a predicted model, not a curated record. Lineage: Eukaryota; Fungi; Ascomycota; Eurotiomycetes; Eurotiales; Aspergillaceae. Gene Ontology annotation, cellular component: anaphase-promoting complex.
AUGCUUCGCCGCAAGCCCACUGCUAUAGCCAUAACGGCUGAAGACCUUGCAGCCUUUGAAGAGUCACGGGCCCUGAAGCUUGUCAGGCAUAACAAUACCCACGCUCAUGCCAACAAUAGCAAUCACGCCAGUCAUGCCAACCUCGACCCUAGCGACGAAUUGAAGCCCUUGCCAGGGGACAAGGCAAGAAUUGUCCGCUCACGCGAAGAACGAAUAGGCAUAAGUCGG